AUGCCCUAUAACUGCUGCUCUGUAAACUUAUCUUCCUGCUCCCCUGGGGACCACCUGAACUACCCAGCCUCCUCCUGUGGCUCUUCCUAUACAAGCAACCUGGUCUAUAACACUGACCUCUGCUCUCUCAGCACCUGCCAGCAGGGCUCAUCUCUCUACAGUGACUGCCAGGAGACCCACUAUGAGCCUGCCAGGUGUCAGACAAGCUACCUGGUGUCCAGUCCCUGCCAGAACUCAGAAUCAUCUCACUGUAACUGUGCUGAACUCACAUCUCCUGUCAACAUGUCCCAGUGCUACUUUGGAAACGUCUCCUCCUGCUCCCUUAGGGGUUACCAAUGUUACCCAGGCUCCUCCUGUGGCUCUUCCUACCCCAGCAACCUGGUCUACAGCACUGACCUCUGCUCUCGCACCUGCCAGCGAGGACCCUCCCUCUAUAGUGGCUUCCAGGAGAACUGCUGUAAGCCUACUACGUGUCAGACUUCCCUUGUGGUCUCCAGCCCUUGCCAGAUGUCCUGCUACUGUCCGAGGAUCUCUAUGCACUGCAGUCCCUUCUGGUCAACUUACCCUGGAUCUCUAGGCUUUAGGUCCAAUAGCUUCAGCUCCCUGAGCUCUGGAUCUAGAAGCUGCUACUCAGUGGGCUGUGAAUCCAGUAGCUUCAGACCCCGAGGUUAUGGAAUCUGUGUCUUCCCUUCUCUGAGUCAUGGAUCGAGAUUCUGCCGUCCAACCUACUUUGCCUCCAGGAGCUGCCAUUCAUCAUGUUACAGGCCAGCCUGUGGAUCUGGUUUCUAUCCUUCAACUUGUUGA
Molecule: messenger RNA, 804 nt
Organism: Sus scrofa (pig)
Lineage: Eukaryota; Metazoa; Chordata; Mammalia; Artiodactyla; Suidae
Source: RefSeq, a predicted model, not a curated record